This is a messenger RNA of Cantharellus anzutake, 2121 nucleotides long. RefSeq lists its product as uncharacterized. The transcript has 6 exons. Bases 1 to 2121 code for a protein of 706 amino acids. The record is from RefSeq and is a predicted model, not a curated record. Lineage: Eukaryota; Fungi; Basidiomycota; Agaricomycetes; Cantharellales; Hydnaceae.
AUGUCCACUCCUCUUCCUGAUCAGAUCGGGACGCUGAUCGUAGUGGUUCUUAAGGGGAAAAACCUGCCAAAUAAGCGCCACAUCGGGAAACAAGACCCUUACUGCACACUAGACAUUGGCAAGCAGCGCCUUCGCACUAAGAUAGUCAAGAGAGGAGGUCAGCAUCCAGAGUGGGAUGACGAAAUACGGUUCGCCAUUUUGGAUGAUGAUGAAGAUGCACCCUCCGGCGCUACAGGGGACCAGCCUCCACCCGUUCCCUCGAAAUCCCCAAAAGCAAACUGGAACAGGGAUAGAACAAUGCGCCUAUCUUGUUACGCAGAUGAUCCACGAGAGCCGGAGCUUAUAGGGGAAGUGAAUAUUAAGCUGAAGGACGUGCUUACAAAGGGAGAGACUGAUGAAUGGUACCCUCUCACCUACAAAGGGAAGUACAGUGGAGAAAUAUACCUUGAGAUGACAUUUUGGUCAAACGCUAGGCCGCCAGCCAAAUCCCGACCUUCCAGAGAAGGGAUCUUUGAAGCGGCGGCACCAGAAUCGCAACGCAUUGCGUCAAGCUCCACCUUGAGACCAUCUACUGCCACAAAUUCAAGCCGUUCACGCCAGUCUUCAUUCUCCACUCCAUACAAACACGCCAACGACAUUAUGCCGAAUGACAAUCUAUCAGCCUCUCCACCCGAAAUUCUUAGGCCAUCGAGCUCACUUGCCAAACUGGAUUUAUAUGUGGCACCAUGGGAAGAUCCAAACAGAAUCACCACACCCCGUCCGCAAUACAAUGAUUUUGGUGCGGUUCAGCCAGCUCGGCGCAGGGACAGUUUUCCUCCACACUCUGACCACCUGAAGGGGGUGCAUCCGACGCAUUCGUCGAUGCACGGUCUCUCACGUCUUUCUGAAGCGAGUUUGACUCAAAGCAUGUCUUCGCUUUCGAUUCAGAGUCCCACAAGCUCAAAUCCCCGUCAUUCGCGUCAUUCCACGGGUGCUAGUGGCUAUCCGAAUGCAUCCCAGACGUAUCACGAUCCAUAUUAUGAUCAGUCCCAACCCAACAUCUUUCACCAACCAGAUCAUCCGAACGGGAGUUCCGGAUUUGUUCCCAUCCGAAGGACUCCUUCCCCCUUCGUUCCAGGGGUCCAAGAUGCAUAUUCAAUACCGUAUCCUUCACCAAGUCCUACGCCAAGUUUUAGGCCUUCGCAUCGUCGUGCCUCGUUCAAUGACCUCACUGCUCCUGAUCUUCGGUUGCAAGCAAACUAUCAGCAGGCCUAUUCAACUCCUCCCCAUCCAAGUAGCAGGGACUCCCUUUCACCUUCACCAUCUCCUUCCCAACAUCAUUUCAACCGUUAUCAGCAGUCACCGAAUGGUGAACAAUUUGGGUCGCCCCUAUCCCCUUACCCUGGUUAUGGUCCUCAGGAACACGAUCCCGAGGCUGUCACCCUGGUUCAGCAACACUUCAUUCCAUCCCUGAAUCAGACUUAUGGUGCAACAGCCCAGCAUGAUAAUAGAUACGACGCGCCACAUUUGGUUGCCAGCCCGCCUCCAAGCAUUUCGCCCCAGUCCUUGCGAGUGAACUCUCCUCUGGGAGCAGUUGCUCCUGGCGGGCGUCCUCUACCGAAUCCGCAACAAAACCAGGCACCUCAUUCGCAAUCGCAGCCAACGGUAAGCUAUCAGCACGCUGCCAGUAGUGGGUUCAAUAUCCCCCCACCUCCGUCUUUGUCUUCUCUCAUCCCACCACCACCACCCCCUCCCACCCUUUAUCAGCAGCUGCAGCAGCCCCUCCGAGAUGGUAGUACAUCUCCCCAUCGGAACUCAUACGUCACCCAGGAAGAUGGACGUAUUGGACCGCAGAACGGUAGGCAAUAUGCCCCUCGGCCAUCAGGUCUUCCACCAUUUCCAGCUGGACUCCCUAAUCGGCCUCAGUCUGCUUUUGAGGCUUUUGGAGGCACUUUACCUUACUCGAAUAUCCCACCGCCACCGCCACUCCCCUCCACAACUCCGUCACCCCCGAUACAGCCGACCCAGGGCCAACCUUAUGGGGGAUAUGAGCCCGGCGUGCAGCCAGGCUACGCACGGCAGUCAUAUGCACCCCCGCCUCCGCCACCUCAGUUCAUGAACUCGCAAUACCAACAGUGGUGA